Maylandia zebra (zebra mbuna) is the source of this 1839-nucleotide messenger RNA. RefSeq names its product major histocompatibility complex class I-related protein 1. Gene Ontology annotation, cellular component: external side of plasma membrane. Gene Ontology annotation, biological process: immune response. The record is from RefSeq and is a predicted model, not a curated record. Lineage: Eukaryota; Metazoa; Chordata; Actinopteri; Cichliformes; Cichlidae.
CACACCCCCAGUUUCUCUCUUCACAUUUCUUAUCAGCGGCCUAUUUUAGGACCCAUCUUAUUUAUACAAACAGGAUGAACAGCCUGUGUUUUUUUCUCCUCUCCUGUCACGUUUCAUCUUCAGUGAAACACUCCCUGAAAUAUUUCAUCACUGCUUCCUCUGGGAUCUCAGACUUCCCAGAAUUUGUUGGUGCGGCUUUAGUUGAUGGGGUUUUAGUGGGCUACUGCGACAGCAGCAUCAGGAGAGCUGAACCCAAACUGGACUGGAUGCAGGAGUUAAUAAAAAAAGAUCCUCAGCACUUGGAGUGGUACACGCAGAAGUGCUCUGGGAAUCAGCAGGUCUUCAGAGCCAAUAUUAAUAGUUUGAAGAAGCGCUUAAACCAAACUGAAGGUGUUCACAUUUUUCAGAGGAUGAAUGGCUGUGAAUGGGACGAUGAGACUGAUAAAAUCACAGGCUUUAAUCAGUAUGGUUAUGAUGGGGAAGACUUCAUAGCGUUGGACCUGCAGACACUAACAUGGAUUGCUCCUAAGCCACAGGCUGUCGUCACGAAACUGCAGUGGGAUACUGAAAAACCCAGAUUAGAGCACAACAAGAACUACUACAUCAACAGGUGCCCCGACUGGCUGAAGAAGUAUGUGAAAUAUGGGAGGAGCUUUCUGCAGAGAACAGUUCUUCCCUCAGUUUCUUUCCUGCAGAGGACUCCCUCCUCUCUAGUCAGCUGCCAUGCUACAGGUUUCUACCCAGAGAGAGCCAUGAUGUUCUGGCGGAGAGGUGAAGAGGAAAUUCACGAGGGUGUGGAGCAUGGAGAGAUCCUCCCCAACCACGACGGGAGCUUCCAGAUGAGCGUUGAGCUGAAUGUUUCAUCAAUCAAGCCAGAGGACUGGAGGAGGUACGACUGUGUGUUUCAGCUCUCUGAUGUUAAGGAAGACAUCAUCACCAAACUGGACAAGACAGCGAUCCGGACAAACUGGGUUUCUCCCUCAGUGUUUCCUGUUGGUCCUGUUGUUGGAGGUGUUGGAGGAGCUUUACUCCUCCUGGCAGUCUUUGGUUUCUCCAUCUGGAGAAGAAACAACAAUGGGUUCCAGCUUACAAACACAGGGGAGCAGUGACGGUGAGAAGAACACCGAGUUUCAUCACAUUUUCCCAGAAAGGGAAAUAUUUUCAUUUGGAGAGUGCUGAUGACCCACCAGCUUUCAUUAGCUGAACAUACAGUAUACAUAGAAAGAUGCAGCUUUCAGGUUUGAAGAACAAUGCAAAUGAAAAGCGUUAAACCAGUGCAAAGUGGGAGAGUUAUCUGACUGUAUGGAGGACAGCCAAACAGCUGCUUUACAUUUUGAUCUCAGUAAACAGUUUUCUGAUGAGUUUAUAAUCUCAGUCACUAAUUUCAAGUGUUACAACAUGACGCUCGUUCAGAAACUAGGGUAUGCUUUAGGAUGGGCCUAAAUUGUGUAGUUAGCAUGAAGUGCCUCAUUUCUCUGUCCACUCCUCAAUCAGCAAUGGCCAAAAUGAUCUGUUUGAAGCUGCAAUGAUGUGACUUCACUAACAUCUGGGUGAUGAUAUUGAUAAUGAUAUUUAAAAAAAAAUUAUUUAAUAAGCAUAUUAAGUGUGUGAAAAGAGUUAAAAUCUGUUUCUGUUUUCUGUGGUUUUGGUACAUGUUCAGAGUUUUUACAAGGUCUGUUUCCUUCUAACCAGCUAUUUACUCAAUAUGAUGUAAACAUAUACGGUACUGUGCCCUGCAUAGAGAGUUGUUUAAAUAUUUUUGAACCUUUAUUUUGAUAAGACCUUAAUUAUUAUACACAGAGAUAACAUGCACAACAAAAUAAAAGAAGCAAACUUUUA